AUGAAAGCGCACUGUUGUAAAUCCAGUAGAUUAAACUUUCAUAAACGAUUGAUUACUACCUGGGGCGCCGCGCCCCACCCACCAAAUUGCUCCAGCAAUGAGAAUUGGUCAUCGCCACAACGGCUGGUGAAGUCAGGAGUGAUACAACUCGGGGGUUCCUCAACAGUAAUAUACGCAGAGGACGUGAAAACUGCGUCAUCGCCGUCGCCCCUGGAAUUCUGGAAAGGCUUGGGAAAAUCAGCAGCGUCAGUCUUGCUCUCGUUUCCAGAGAGGACCCGCAAGGCGGCGUUCCACACCAGUGUGUGUUUUUCCAGUGAUCUGGAAAGUGCAAAGCCCUUUCUUGACGGCUUAAACGAUGGUCAAAAUCUCGCAGCAAGCCUUUGGUCUGGAAGGUCCUGCGAACAGGGUUUUGUGAGGAGUAAAUACAAGGAUUCUGGAACUUACUUAUUACUAGGUAGCCAGAAAACUCUCCAGAAUUAUGUGGUUCAGAAAACCCUCUGGGUACUGGUUUCCACCGUACCAGAUACUGAGCAGUUUCGUACGCAGCUGGGACUGGCAGUACCAGAAAAACUCCAAAUGGUAUUCCUUGCUAGCAAGAUUACGCAAAAUUCAAGAGAGAAACGGAACGCUAUUGAGGAAAUACUUAAAGAAAAGACGCCUGGAAACGAUCUUAGAGGUUUGGAAAAAUGGCCGUUGGGUGAUAUAACUCAAAGCUCAGUUUUACUUUCUGGUAACUUUAGCCAAAGGAAAAGAGUGCAACACUUCAAUGAGCAUGCAAGUCAGCUAUUGUAUUUAGUAUAUGUGGCGCACUCAUUAGCCAAUGGUUCGACUCUGCUGGAAAGGGCAGGUUUAUGGAAAGAGGAUUCUGGUCUCGAUCUCUGGAAGCCUCUGGAAAUUCCAUCUCUGUCCGACUUCCAGAGACGUCAUAUAAUUUUGACGACUGUCCACAAACCACUAGUCUUCGAGAUCAAACGCCCGGACGAGACCCAGGUGACCUCCCUGAGGGAAGUGACUGGUUACGUGGCGGAAGUGAUUCGAGUCCUCCAGCGGGACCUGAACUUCACCGUCGACCUCAUUUUCACGAACACCUUCGGCACGGAACUCGACAACGGCUCCUGGAAUGGCAUGAUGGGUGACCUGACGAGGAAGGAGGCUGACCUGUCGCCCCUGGACUUCUCGCCGUCGUGGGCCAGGGCGCAAGCGGCGGACUUCAGCGAAUGGUUCGGCACGGACGAAGUGAUUGUGAUCUCCCAAGCAGCGACGCCCGUUUCCAAACCCUUCCUCAUGCUUGAGGUGUUUUCCUUGAGGGUGUGGCUGGCGAUAAUAGGAACUGGCAUCGCUACAGGAGUUCUCUUGUUUGCCAUCGAUCUGAUUCUUAAGAGGCAUCGGGAUGGAAAUCUUCGUUUCCACAGUGACGUCACAGGACACAGUUCCUUUAAGCAACAGCUGAUUACCCUGCAGGACACAGUUGGGGCAGCUUUGAAGCUCUUUCUGAUACAAGGAAGCACCAACUGGCCUUCUACGUGGUCUGGCCGAAGCCUCUCCUGCUGUUUCUUCCUGGUGGUGAUUUCCGUCGUGGCCCUCUACCAAGGGUACAUCAUCGCCUUCUUAGCCGUGCCCCGGAGGGCGUCGCCCAUCGACUCUGCCCAGGACCUCAUGAAGAGACUCGAUAAGGUCACGCCCAUCGUCAGGAAGAACACUGUCUAUUACACUUUCUUGUUUUGUUCACAGACGCUGCAAGAACUGAAAGCAAGAGUUCAAAACGAGUUUAUGAUCAUUAUUUUUACGUCUAACUUCGAGAGUUACCGCCCGAUCGCAGAAAAGCUGAGGUUCCAUCAGGAUUCUUUCCUCGACACCUGGGAGUUUUUCAAAAUGAUUCAAGAGGGAGUGUACGCUCUCAUUGACACUUAUUCCUCGGGCGUGGGACGAGCAGCAGCCUUCGAGUCCAGGGGAAAGGAGUGUCGCUUCCACGUCUCCAAAACAGUCUUGAAGAACGACUGGGACCAUAUGGUGCACCCGCAGAAUUCCGUCUUCCGGGAGCAGAUCGACGGAAAAAUUCGCCAGUUGCGUUCGUUUGGAAUUAUUGAGAAAAUCAAGAAGCAAUAUUACACCGCUUCUUGUGAGAGGGAAUAUCGCCCAAGUGGACAAAAUCCUUUAAGUAUAACCAAGGUACAAAGCGCCUUUUACGUGCUUGCAGCCGGUCAUCUCAUAUCUGCUAUAGUCUUCAUCACCGAAAAGAUGGCCUGGAUAACUCGUAGGAUUUCUUUAUGACUCUGAUGGUCUACCUUUCAAGAGUAACUAUACAAUCCUGUAUCAGUCUAUUACUGUUCUCAGCAAUUUUGCUUAAAU
Messenger RNA from Macrobrachium nipponense, 2349 nucleotides. Its product is annotated as glutamate receptor-like. Gene Ontology annotation, molecular function: ligand-gated monoatomic ion channel activity. The record is from RefSeq and is a predicted model, not a curated record. Bases 1 to 2271 code for a protein of 756 amino acids. Gene Ontology annotation, cellular component: membrane. The transcript is spliced from 14 exons. NCBI's taxonomy places the organism in Eukaryota, Metazoa, Arthropoda, Malacostraca, Decapoda, Palaemonidae.